Messenger RNA from Neurospora tetraspora, 1362 nucleotides. RefSeq names its product DHBP synthase RibB-like alpha/beta domain-containing protein. The coding region runs from base 1 to 1362 and encodes 453 amino acids. The record is from RefSeq and is a predicted model, not a curated record. Gene Ontology annotation, molecular function: nucleotidyltransferase activity; double-stranded RNA binding; tRNA binding. Gene Ontology annotation, cellular component: cytoplasm. Gene Ontology annotation, biological process: regulation of translational fidelity. Lineage: Eukaryota; Fungi; Ascomycota; Sordariomycetes; Sordariales; Sordariaceae. The transcript has a single exon.
AUGGAAACCCGGAUUCUCAAAGUGAAGGUGGACGAAAGCAACAUCCAAGCCCUCGGCCACUGGAAGGACUCAGACAACAAAAAUGGAACCAGCAACCUCAACACAUGGGAGGUCCCAACUACACCAGAAAAUGAAGAUAUUCUAGCCCCCAUCCGCGAAGCAGCCCACCACCUCCGCACCACCGACAUCCCCGUCGCCUUCCCCACGGAAACCGUCUACGGCCUAGGCGCCGACGCCACCCGCAGCGCGGCCGUCAAGGGGAUCUACGCCGCGAAAGGUCGACCAAGCGAUAACCCUUUGAUCGUGCACGUUUGCGAUUUGAGCAUGUUACGGUCAUUCAUCUCUCCCUCUCCCUCUCCCUCUCCCUCUUCUCCCUCCUUCUCCUCAGCAGGAGAAGAAGAAGAAGACCCAAUCCCAGAAAUCUACCACCCCCUGAUCACCCGCUUCUGGCCCGGCCCACUCACCAUCCUCCUCCCCAACCCCUCCCCCUCCCUGCUCGCCCCGGAAGUAACCGCCGGCCUGCCCACCUUCGGGUGCCGCAUGCCCGCUUCUCCGCUGGCUCGCUCGCUGAUCAAACUCGCCGGCGCCCCUCUCGCCGCGCCCUCGGCGAACGCCAGCACCAAGCCCAGCCCCACCGCCGCGCAGCACGUGUUGGACGAUCUACGCGGUCGCAUCGCACUGAUUCUGGACGGGGGAUCAUGCAGCGUGGGGGUGGAAAGCACGGUCGUCGACGGGCUUUGCUCCCCGCCUGUUGUGCUGCGGCCGGGCGGCGUCAGUUUGGAGGAGAUUAGGGCUUGUCCCGGUUGGGAAGGCGUGGAGAAAGCGUAUAAAGACCAGGCGGAGGUCGGGGGAAAGACGGCGCCGAGGGCGCCGGGGAUGAAGUAUAAGCAUUAUAGCCCGAAGGCGAGGGUGGUGUUGUAUGAGGCGGAGGGGGGGGGGGGGGAGGUGCCGAGGGGGGAUGUGAGGGAGGCGGUUGAGACGGUUGGGGAGAAGGAGGGUGGGAAGGUAAAGAGUGUUGCGGUUAUAAGGACGGGGAGGUGGCCUGUUGCUGGGGGGUUGAGGAGUCAAGGGCUUGACGACGCUGUUGCCGCUAAGGACAGCGGGGACAUGGCUGAGAUUGGAUUCGUUGUUAGGGAAGGGCAAUGGCUGGAUGAGGACGACACCACGGUGCUGGCGAGGCUGCUCGAGAUUGACUUGGGCAAUGAUGUCAAGGGGGUGGCGCAUGGCCUUUUCGCUGCUCUCCGAGAGCUGGACAGGCGCGGCGCAGAUGUAAUAUUCGUGGAGGGCGUGAGUGAUGGAGAUGAUAUCGCGGCGGCGGUCAUGAACAGGCUGAGGAAAGCAGCUUCCGAUAUUAGAAUAUAG